GCAAUCCACGACCGAAAGCAAAAUGGCUUCCAUACUAGACCAGUACGAGCAAGCCGCCUCUGGUUCAGGAGACAGUUUGAACCCUUUUCUGACUCCUGAUGAUGUCGAGCCGGUCGCUAGUGGCUUCAUUGAAGUGAAAACAGARGAUGAAGUGCCGAUUUUUAGGCGUCAAACGAUAAAUUUUAGACCUCCAAGCAAUAUUGUAGAUAUGGUUGUCUGUAACAACACUGUCGUGGUYGCCCUGACAACYAACUUUAUCAUGAGAAUUGACUUGUUGAAUCCAAGUGAGGUGGACCCUGUUGAGAUUAGUAGAAGAAUGGAUGACACAAUCUACAAGCUGUUCUUGGAUCCUGCAGCCAGACAUCUCUUAAUCUGYAUGAAUUCACAAGAACUCUAYUAUCUUGCCAGGAAUUCAAAGAAACCAAAACCCCUUACAAAGCUAAGGGGCCACCUUAUAAAUGCUGUUGGCUGGAACAAAACAAAACUAACAGAAGCCUCUACACAGACWAUUUUGUUAGGAACUAAAAAAGGGCUGCUCUUUGAGACUGAGCUUGUACCAGAAGAAAAGUUUUUAGACUUGAAAGGUCUUGAACGAUUUUGCAAACAGCUUUACAAUGUAAAUGCAAGUGGUGAGAAAGAGGAGCCAAUUUGUGGAAUAAUGUUUGAGAAAUUUCCUGGUCAAGAAAAGAAGUACCUCAUCAUGGUAGCAACAUUAAGCCGUCUUUAUCAGUUUAUUGGAGAUGUUUCAAAUGGAGAYCCAUUAGACUUCCAACCAAUGUUUGUACAAUAUGAGAAUAGUCCUGCCCCAUUCCAUGAAAUGCCAGGCAAUUUAGAUCAUGGUCAGUUAAGAUUUUUCUAUCCUAAGUUCCGUGGAACMCCAAGCUCAUUUGCAUGGCUUACAGGAAGUGGCGUUUACUAUGGAAAACUAAAAUUUAAUGCUGAUGCUAAGAUUGACAACGUCAUUACAGAGUCCAAGCUUCUUUUAUAUAUGCAAUCUGGGGAUUCAAAAGAACCCACACCACCACUGUCGGUAGGAUUGACUGAAUUCCAUGCAUUACUACUCAACAAAGACAGGUUUGAAGCAGUGUCUUUAUUGAGUGAAGAAACUAUCUUCGAAGAUGCUCUCCCACCAAAGUAUGGGUUGAUGAGAGGAAUGGCUAUUGAUAUGGCUAAAAAGACAGUAUGGACUUAUUCCGAUACCACUAUAUUCCAGUACUAUAUUACCAGAGAAAGCAGAGAUGUCUGGAAGAUGUACUUGAAGAGAGAGGAUUUUGAACGAGCUAAAAUGUAUUGCAAGGAUAACCCUGUCAACUUGGAUAAAGUUCUAACAAAGCAAGCAGAGAGUUUAUUUCAAAAGAAAAAUUAUACAGCUGCUGCCAACUGUUAUGCUCAAACACAGGUUUCAUUUGAAGAAGUUGCAUUGAAGUUUAUYAAAGUUGAAGAAAAGAAAGCACUAAGGAUGUUUCUAAUCAAGAAAAUGGAAUGCUUGGAGCAUAAGGACAAGACACAGAUGACAAUGAUAGUAAUGUGGCUGAUAGAGCUUUAUCUGCACCAUCUGAAUCAUCUAAAAGAGCAAGACAGUAAUAAUGAAUACUUAAAGCUCAUCGAUGAAUUCCGAACAUUUUUAUCUCAAUCGACUGUGAAGGGUUGUCUAGACCAGAACAGGAAGACUGCUUAUGAACUCAUUGCAAGCCAUGGAGACGUUGACAAUUUAGUCUUCUUUGCAAUGCUCAUGGAAGAUUAUGAACAUGUUAUACGUCACCACAUUCAACAUGAUGAUUACCCAGCRGCACUUAAAGUCCUCACAAGACAGGCUGACAUGGAGUUGUACUACAAAUUCUCGCCAGUCCUAAUGCARCACAUUCCAAAACAAACUGUGAGUGCCUGGAUCGAGAAGAAAGGAGCUUUGAAUCCWRARAGACUGAUUCCAUCAUUGGUUCAUUAYCAUACACAAGGGAAGUCAAUCCAGGCAGAAGAAGCUGUYCGUUACUUGGAAUUCUGCAUUGAAAGACUCAAUAAUUCAGACCAAGCCAUUCACAAUUAUCUCCUGUCRUURUAUGUAAAAUUACAUGAUGAUGACUCACUGCUACGCUAUCUACAGCUACAGGGAACAGAUCCUGACAUGAUUUGCUACGACUUGAAAUAUGCCUUACGGCUUUGUUCAGAACAUGAUAAACACAGGGCCUGCGUCCAUAUCUAUAGUACAAUGGGGUUAUAUGAAGAGGCUGUUGACUUAGCGUUAAAGGUUGGUGUUGAGCUGGCAAAGCUUCAAGCAGAAAAACCACAAGAGGAUGAUGAAGUUUUGAGAAAAAAACUUUGGCUUCAAAUUGCCAGACACGUUGUGCAAGAAGACAAAGAUGUCAAAAAGGCUAUGGAGUUUUUAAAUCAAUGUGAACUCUUAAAGAUAGAAGACAUCCUUCCAUUUUUCCAAGAUUUUGUUACCAUAGACCACUUCAAGGAUGCAAUUUGUUCAUCUCUCAAAGAGUACAACCAACACAUACAAAACCUAAAGAAUGAUAUGCAAGAUGCAACAGAAAGUGCAAAACUCAUCAGAACGGAUAUCCAAGAUGUUAGAAAUAGGUGUAGUGUGGUGCCAGCCAAUGAAAAGUGCUCAAUUUGUUCAUAUCCACUUCUUACAAGAAGUUUCUAUUUAUUUCCAUGCCAACACUCCUUUCACACAGACUGUUUACUACAAGAGGUUUCACCCAUGCUAAAAGACAAGCAAAGUACCAAAGCAAACAUACUCUACAAUCAAAUAUACUCCACACCAUCCAUAAGUGAUUCUACCAAGUCUGACCAACCAAGGGAAGCACUAAAGGCUGAACUGGAUGAGAUUGUUGCAUCUGAGUGUGUUUUCUGUGGAGAUCUUAUGAUAAAGACUAUUGAUCAGCCAUUUAUAACAAGCGAUGAAUAUGAGGAAGUACUAAAGACUUGGUCUUGAGAMUUACAAGAACUACAAAUAGCUUGACUACUUGCACUAAAAGCUUGAAAUACUCUAUUGACAGUGUACAAUGCAGUACAACUGUGUUUUCAGAUGAAUAUCUGCAUGUCAUAUGUACAUACACUCUACAUUGCUGAUAAAUUCUGCUUUUUACAUGAAAGGCACUUACUUUAUGGAGUGUUACAUGCUUUUAGUGUUGGUACGUUAUAAAAAAAACAAUUACAUAAAAUUCAACAUUCAAAAUGUUGAAAAUAUAAUAGGCAUUCAAAUAGAAAACAAAAUUGUGUCAGGUUUCAAGAUAGACAUCCUUUUUUGAACCACUUGUUUGCAGAUGUUGGUUUUGCGAAAGGUCAACCUAGAACAUGUACAUAAUAUUACCAAAAUUAUUUCCUUAAAAAAAGAUAAAUCAGAAAUCAUGAUAAUGUAUGUUGGAUUGUUAUGAAUGACGUGAAAAUUGAAUUGAACACCAGCCUACCAUUUUGAUAAAAUAAAGAUAUUAAAUAGA
This is a messenger RNA of Exaiptasia diaphana, 3446 nucleotides long. Its product is annotated as vacuolar protein sorting-associated protein 18 homolog. The coding region runs from base 23 to 2941 and encodes 972 amino acids. The record is from RefSeq and is a predicted model, not a curated record. NCBI's taxonomy places the organism in Eukaryota, Metazoa, Cnidaria, Anthozoa, Actiniaria, Aiptasiidae. The transcript has 31 exons. Gene Ontology annotation, cellular component: HOPS complex; endosome. Gene Ontology annotation, molecular function: protein-macromolecule adaptor activity. Gene Ontology annotation, biological process: organelle fusion; intracellular protein transport; endosome to lysosome transport.